ACGAGCUGCUGCCGUUGCAUCAACUGACACCACCGUGGCAAAGUCAGCAGCCACACCAUGCUGCCGUUAUUCCUAGUCCUUUCAUACCUAGGCCAAGUGAUCGCCUCAGGCAAAGAUGUAGAAACACCACUUCUGCAGAUCACAGUACCAGAGAAAAUCGAGACCAACAUCCAGGAUGCCAAGGAGGCAGAGACACAAGUCACUUAUGUGGUCAGAAUUGAGGGCAAAGCAUAUACACUCCAACUUGAAAAACAGUCAUUUUUACACCCACUUUUUGGAACUUAUUUGCGUGACAAGUUGGGAACAUUGCAACCAUACUUUUCUUUAGUAAAGACGCACUGCUUUUAUCAAGGACAUGCUGUCGAGAUCCCAGUAUCAACAGUAACACUCAACACUUGCUCAGGUCUCAGGGGUUUGUUGCAGUUAGAGAACAUCACUUAUGGAAUUGAGCCCUUGGAGUCUUCAGCUACAUUUGAACACAUACUUUAUGAAAUUAAGAAUAACAAAAUUGACUAUUCGCCUUUAAAAGAAAACUACGCAAAUUCUGAGCAAGAAAGUCAGUCCUACCGAAUCCUUGUCAAACCAGAGAAAGGUUCGAACUGGACACUAACGAAGAGAAUUCUGAGGAUAAAGAUCAUCAUGGAUAAAGCCAUGUUUGACCAUAUGGGCUCUGAGGUGGGAGUUGCAACUCAGAAAGUUGUUCACAUCUUUGGUCUCAUUAACACUAUGUUUUCCCAGCUGAAGGUGACAGUGAUGUUAAACUCUCUGGAGAUCUGGUCAGAACAAGACAAGAUAGAAACCAAUGGGGACGCUGAUGAGGUCCUGCAAAGGUUCCUGCUGUGGAAACGCAAGGAAAUAUCUCAAAAGGCCACGGAUAUAACCUACUUACUCCUGUAUAAGGAUCAUCCUGAUUAUGUGGGAGCGACAUAUCAUGGGAUGGCCUGCAACCCAAGUUUUACCGCAGGAAUCGCUCUGCAUCCAAAGACGUUAGCUGUGGAGGGCUUUGCCAUUGUUCUCUCUCAGUUGCUGGGAAUUAACCUGGGGUUGGCAUACGAUGACAUCUACAAUUGUUUCUGUCCAGGAAGCACAUGCAUAAUGAAUCCUUCGGCAAUACGUUCCCAAGGCAUAAAGGUUUUUAGCAGUUGUAGUGUGGAUGAAUUCAAACAGCUGGCUUCACAACCUGAACUGGACUGCCUUCGGAAUACACCGGAGACAGAAUUUGUUGUCCAGCCUCAAGGUGGAUCGUUUUGUGGUAACCAUCUCCUGGAGGUCCCAGAGCAAUGUGACUGUGGCCCACCAGAGACCUGUACUCAUAAAAAAUGCUGUAACCCUAAAGACUGUACUCUGAUUAAUGAAGCGCAGUGUGGUACAGGGCCAUGCUGUGAUAAAAGAACAUGUAUGAUAGCCGAAAGAGGACGCCUAUGCAGAAAAAGUAGGGACCAGUGUGAUUUCCCAGAGUUCUGCAAUGGAGAAUCUGAAAGCUGUGCCCCUGAUACAAAAGCUGCAGACCUGGAACCUUGCAACAAUGAGACUGCCUAUUGCUUUGGUGGGGUUUGCCGAGACCCAGAUAGGCAGUGUACAGAUUUAUUUGGGAAAUAUGCUAAGGGUCCUAAUUAUGUGUGUGCACAAGAAGUGAAUCUGCAAAAUGACAAAUUUGGAAACUGUCAUGGGCGCUGUACUUAUAGUGCUAUAUUUUGUGGAAAAGCAGUUUGCUACUGGAACUUUGCAGAAGUCAUACAAACAGAGAAAUAUGAUGUUCAGUAUACUUACUUGGGAGGCCAUGUGUGUGUGUCCGCUCAUUUAAGAUCACCGACUGGGGCUAGAGAUGACACAUAUGUCCAUGAUGGCACUGUUUGUGGUAGUGGCCAGGUUUGCUUGCAAGGGGAUUGCAAACGUGUGCAUGUCCUAAGAGGAACCAGGGAGUGUGAGGCCGAUGACAAAUGCCAAGGACAUGGGAUUUGCAACAAUCUAGGCAACUGUCAGUGUGAAUCUGGUUUUGCUCCUCCAGAGUGUGACAUGACACCUUCAUCUCCAGGAGGAAGCAUGGAUGAUGGAUUUUGGCUGCCCUUCGAUAAAAGCACACCUUUGAUUUUCAAGCGGCAUGGCCUUCAGUACAAAAAAGUGCUUUUGAUCAGUUUCUAUAUCUUGCUGCCUUUCCUUGUUGUGCUAGCCUUCAUGGCUGUUAAGCGGAUGAUUGGUAAGCGGCUUGAUAAGCAGAAUAUCUCAAAGGCCUUGGAGCACAAAGAGGAAGCCUUCAGUAGAGGGUCCGUGAACCCAGACGUGAUCCCCGGUGGCAACACAGACCAGAACCUCACGACGGUCCCAGGUAGCUUCAACAGCUACUCAUAUUAUGGCAACACAGACCAGAACCUCACGACGGUCCCAGGUAGAUUCUACAACUACUCAUAUCAUGACAACACAGACCAGAACCUCACGUCAGUCCCAGGUAGCUUCAACGGCUACUCAUAUUAUGGCAACACAGACCAGAACCUCACGACGGUCCCAGGUAGCUUCAACGGCUACUCCUAUCAGGGUGCUCCUUACUACCGAUCAAUACCAGGAGACGGUAACGACAGCCAGCAGCCAUAGAGUCAAAGUUAUGCAACAUCAAAGCCACAACAGAAGAAGACCACUACCAAGAAGCUCACUGUUCUGUGGUCUGAUACAAGAGCAAGAACUAGCCCAUCUCUUUCUCUGUGGCUUACUGUUUUUGGUAAUACAUGCCUCCAAAUAAAGUCUAUGGCUGACAGUAUACAGAUGCAUAUUUGCUGCUUCUUCCCUCUGAGCCAGGGAGAUCAGCAUUCUAAGCUGAGAAAAUUCCACUACCUACGAUUACUCCCUCCCAAGUGCCCAAAGCCAAGAGCAAGAUCUAUAAUCCACUCCUCUCCAAUCACACCCCAGCUCUGUCAUUUCCCAUUUCAAGAUGCCCAGAGGGAGAGCUGAUAGAUGAGAACACUUUCUGUAGAUCCCAAAUAGUGACUGCAUAGCAUCCUUUCUCUCUUGAAGGAAUUUCCUAGACUGAAUUCCUGAUCAAAAGUAUAGAUGAAGGCCCGAUGGUUCCCUGAAAAACAGAUGUAGUAUGUUUCUUGAUAUUUGGUGUUGUAUGGCUAUUUCUGACGUGAAACAUUCCUUCUGGUGGAAGGAGCUGUAAGGCAGGAAGCUCCCUUCCGGAAGUUGUAUGACUGAGAGGCCCCUCCCUAGGUUUAUUAAGCAGUGACUGCCAGGACAGAGGAGGGGUCUCUUCAGCUGCCUGUAAGACAGACAAGGAAUUCAUGAGCUGUGACCCACGCUCACUCCAGUGGGCCUUCUGACUGAGGCAUCUGC
Molecule: messenger RNA, 3324 nt
Organism: Mus caroli (Ryukyu mouse)
Lineage: Eukaryota; Metazoa; Chordata; Mammalia; Rodentia; Muridae
Product: A disintegrin and metallopeptidase domain 3
Biological process (GO): proteolysis; cell adhesion; male gonad development
Cellular component (GO): plasma membrane
Molecular function (GO): metalloendopeptidase activity
Source: RefSeq, a predicted model, not a curated record